Molecule: messenger RNA, 1413 nt
Organism: Penaeus vannamei (Pacific white shrimp)
Lineage: Eukaryota; Metazoa; Arthropoda; Malacostraca; Decapoda; Penaeidae
Source: RefSeq, a predicted model, not a curated record
AUGCCACUGCUAUGCCCAACAGACCCACUGCAUGCCACCGCCACUGCUAUGCCACCAACAGAUACCACCGCUAUGCCAUCAACAGAUGCCACCGCUAUGUCAUCAACAGACGCCACUGCUAUGCCACCAACAGACGCCACUGCUAUGCCACCAACAGACGCCACUGCUAUGCCACCAACAGAUGCCACCGCUAUGCCAUCAACAGAUGCCACCGCUAUGUCAUCAACAGAUGCCACUGCUAUGCCAUCAACAGACGCCACUGCUAUGCCACCAACAGACGCCACCGCUCAUCAACAGACGCCACCGCUAUGUCACCAACAGACGCCAAUGUCAUCAACAGACGCCACCGCUAUGCCAUCAACAGACGCCACCGCUAUGCCAUCUAUCUGCUAUGCCGCCAGCGAACACCACUGCUAUGCCGCCAGCGAACACCACUGCUAUAGCUAUACACACUGCUAUGCCGCCAGCAAACACCACUGCUAUGCCGCCAGCAAACACCACUGCUAUGCCGCCAGCAAACACCACUGCUAUACUGCCAGCAAACACCACUGCUAUGCCGCAGCAAAACACCACUGCUAUGCCGCCAGCAAACACCACUGCUAUGCCGCAGCAAACACCACUGCUAUGCCGCCAGCAAACACACUGCUAUCGCCAGCAAACACCACUGCUAUGCCGCCAGCAAACACCACUGCUAUCCACUGCUAUGCCGCAGCAAAACCACUGCUACCACUGCUAUGCCGCCAGCAAACACCACUGCUAUGCCGCCAGCAAACACCACUGCUGCCGCCAGCAACACCACUGCUGCAAACACCACUGCUAUGCCGCCAGCGAACACCACUGCUAUGCAUGCCGCCAGCAAACACCACUGCUAAGCACCACUGCUAUGCGCCAGCAAACGCCACUGCUAUGCCGCCAGCGAACACCACUGCUAUGCCGCCAGCGAACACCACUGCUAUGCCGCCAGCGAACACCACUGCUAUGCCGCCAGCGAACACCACUGCUAUGCCCAGCGAACACCACUGCUAUCCGCCAGCAAACACCACUGCUAUGCCGCCAGCGAACACCUCUGCUAUGCCGCCAGCAAACAUGCUAUGCCGCAGCGAACACCACUGCUAUGAACACCACUGCGAACACCACUGCUAUGCCGACAGCGAACACCACUGCUAUACUGCUAUCAUGCUAACAGCCACCACCGCUAUGCGCCAGCGCUAUGCUAUGCCGCCAGCGAACACCACUGCUAUGCCGCCAGCGAACACCACCGCUAUGCCGCCAGCAAACACCAAUGCUAUAUGCUAUGCCGCCAGCAAACACCACUGCUAUAUGCCGCCAGCAAAACACCACUGCUAUGCCGCCAGCGAUACUGCUAUGCCAGCAAACACCACUGCUAGCCCAGCAAACACCACUGCUAUGUGA